Cucumis sativus (cucumber) is the source of this 1742-nucleotide messenger RNA. RefSeq names its product heavy metal-associated isoprenylated plant protein 35. Gene Ontology annotation, molecular function: metal ion binding. NCBI's taxonomy places the organism in Eukaryota, Viridiplantae, Streptophyta, Magnoliopsida, Cucurbitales, Cucurbitaceae. The record is from RefSeq and is a predicted model, not a curated record. The transcript is spliced from 3 exons. Bases 470 to 1351 code for a protein of 293 amino acids.
UUGGGAGAAGAUAAUAGUAUUAUUAUACAUUGGGUGAAAAGAGAAAAAGAACAAUAAAUCUUGAAAUGUGAUACAAAGGAGGAUUAAACAAUGGGUCAAUCUAGAUUAAAGAGGGAGAGGGAGUAGUUCAGAUAAUUAAAAAGACCAUUUAAUGCAUGAUGAUUUUUUAAAUUUGUUAAAAAGAGUUUUAGAGUUUCCAGGAUAUUUGUUGGGAGAGAGUGAAACCUGGCAGCCUGCUUUUAAAUUCCACUAUAAUUACGGGGAGAAAGCUAGGAAAGCUGCUACUCUUUUGUCAUUUUCUUGAUAGACCAGUGCUCUUUUCGAACUCCCUUCUUCAAUACUAUGUAUAUAGCAAAUCUAUGGAAUAAUGACUCCUCGACUCCAUAGUUUCACUUUCAAUCUCUCUUUUUGAACCAGAAGCAGAUUUUUGGUCAUUCCCGUCUCUUACUGAACUGGGACUUUCCUUCCAAUGGCUGUGGUAUGUUCUGAAGCAGCACCCUCACAACCACUCAGAGCACAGGUUUGGGUCUUGAAAGUUUCUAUUCACUGUGAAGGGUGCAAGAGGAAGGUUAAAAAGGUUCUACAGAGCAUUGAUGGCGUUUAUACGACCAUUAUUGACUCAGACCAACAGAAAGUUACAGUCACUGGAAAUGUUAGUCUUGAGACUCUGACCAAGAGGUUGGGAAAGGCAGGUAAACAUGCGGAAAUAUGGCCAGAAAAGCAAGCGGGAAAAGAGAAACAGAGCAUCAAGAUGUUGGAGACUAACAAAGGGAAAGACCAAGAAAAUGUAAGAAGUCCAGGUACUAAUAAAGCUUCAGCAAAGAAGGUUGAGUUUAAGGUCAGCCCUGUCAAGAAAAACCAUGAAGAACAGAAUAACAAGUCAAAGAAUAUUGGAAGCUCUCCCAAGAAACCUCCGGCCAGGGAGGCCACGCCGGCUUCCGGCUCCAAGGGCAGUACUACUGGACAAGAGGGUUGUUCUCCAGACAAAAGUAGUGAAAAGAGGAAAAUGAAGGGGCAUCCAGGUAAUAACAUUAGUGAUAAAUCAAGUUCAAUCCCCCAAAAUGGACAUGGGCUAUUCAAUGAGGAUCUAGAAGUGGGCCUAAAAAAUGGUAACCCAAUGACACACCAAAUAUACACAGGCCCAAAGGGUUAUAUUUUCCCUCCACCUAUUUUGGGGUUAAAUUACAAUGCGCCUCAUUUAGGUAAAGGUCCUGAAUUUUUUUACCAUGUCCCACCGAUUCCAUAUUCAUAUUCAAAUGAUCCGACAGACAACUAUGAGGAUCAAGCAAAGCCACAGACGUACCUGGAUUAUUUCAGUGAAGAGAAUGCCCAUGGAUGCUUCAUCAUGUGAUGUACUAACAUCAAGACAAUAUCGAAAUCAAGGGCAAGAUAUGGUAAUUUGAAGUCAUGGUUUUAUGUAGUAAAACAGCGGAGGAUGAGUAUAGAUGUACAUGAGUGAGAUCCAAAAUGACAGGAAGGUUAGCAAGUAGAAAAGUUUUGAAGGGCUGGGUGCUUCUAAUUUUUGGUUUAAAAGAACAUUUAGGUUUAUUGUGCUCUCUUUCAAGUGAAACUUUCUGCAAAUUUCUAAUGACACUAACUAGGAGUAAUCUAGAAAAAUUAUUCAAUUUCAAGUUUGUCCCAAAAGUUCAAUGAUUGAACAAUUUUCAGCUUGAGAUAGUUUUUCUAUUUAGAACAAAAGAAUUUAUACUACACCAUGUAAACGGUGUAUACCUAUUCAGCAU